AUGCACCUGGGAGCUGGACGGGCAGCAGAGCAGCCUGACUCCAGCCGGGACUCUGAUUCUCCUUCUGCCUCGCUUCUGCAGGCCACUUCCACUAAGGAGAAGGAAUCAUAUCAUAUAUCCACUACCCAGGACCACCGCUCUUUCGACCCCUUUGCUGAGGCAAGUACAGGGGAUGCUCUGCUUCCUGCUGCCACGGAGGAUAAUAUCCAGGUAAGAAUUCAACACAGAAAUGGUAGGAAGACCCUUAGUACUGUCACAGGGAUCACUGAUGAUUACAAGAAGAAGAAGCCAGUGAAAGUGUUUAAGAAGAAAUUUGCUUGCAAUGGUACUGUAGUUGAGCACCCAGAACACAGAGAAGUAAUUCACCUACAGGGUGACCAGUGUAAGAACAUAUGCCAGUUCCUGGUGGAGACUGGACUGGUUAAGGACAAUCAGCUGAAGGUGUGUGGGUUUUAA
Lepus europaeus (European hare) is the source of this 456-nucleotide messenger RNA. Its product is annotated as eukaryotic translation initiation factor 1b-like. Gene Ontology annotation, biological process: translational initiation. Gene Ontology annotation, cellular component: eukaryotic 43S preinitiation complex. Bases 1 to 456 code for a protein of 151 amino acids. The transcript has 3 exons. Gene Ontology annotation, molecular function: translation initiation factor activity; ribosomal small subunit binding; RNA binding. The record is from RefSeq and is a predicted model, not a curated record. Lineage: Eukaryota; Metazoa; Chordata; Mammalia; Lagomorpha; Leporidae.